Messenger RNA from Mollisia scopiformis, 1956 nucleotides. Its product is annotated as sodium/hydrogen exchanger. Gene Ontology annotation, molecular function: sodium:proton antiporter activity. NCBI's taxonomy places the organism in Eukaryota, Fungi, Ascomycota, Leotiomycetes, Helotiales, Mollisiaceae. Bases 1 to 1956 code for a protein of 651 amino acids. The record is from RefSeq and is a predicted model, not a curated record. The transcript is spliced from 5 exons. Gene Ontology annotation, biological process: sodium ion transport; proton transmembrane transport; vacuolar acidification. Gene Ontology annotation, cellular component: early endosome; late endosome; fungal-type vacuole membrane.
AUGGCCAAGGUGUCUGCGGCGAUAGCGACGGUCGCCUACCAGCUUCUGAAAAGGGAGUCGGAAGAUGAUUCGGAAAAUGGACCCGAUUCCUCCCAGAUGGAGAUCUUCUCCUCAUGGGCACUGUUCAUUAUGAUCAUGCUGCUGAUUGCAGCACUUUUCACAUCCUACAUGCUGCAACAGAAGAAAGUGGAAGCCGUACACGAAACCGUCAUAUCGAUAUUUGCGGGUAUGACAGUUGGUCUAAUCCUCAGACUGAGCUCCGGAACAUCGAUACAGAACCUCGUCAGCUUCAACUAUCAGAUAUUCUUCAAUCUCCUACUACCGCCGAUUAUUCUAGCUUCGGGAUACGAAUUACAUCAAGCGAAUUUCUUUCGGAAUAUAGGGACGAUUUUGACGUUUGCAUUCGCUGGGACAUUCAUCUCUGCGAUUGUGCUAGGAAUAAUACUCUGGGUUUAUACGCGGAUUCCAAUAGAUGGAUUUGAAAUGACAUUCGUCGACGCCAUUUCAGUUGGAGCUACAUUAUCAGCUACGGAUCCCGUCACUAUCCUAGCAAUCUUCAAUACCUACAAGGUCGAUCCGAAGCUCUACACCAUUAUUUUUGGAGAAUCCAUCCUCAAUGACGCUGUAGCUAUUGUGUUGUUUGAGACAGCUCAAAGAUACAAGGAAGGUGGUGCUGCCGGAACGCUUGGCAUCGUUAGCUUGCUCGAGGGUAUUGGCAUUUUCUUGGCUGUCUUCUUCGGAAGUUUGGUCAUUGGAAUGGCAGUUGGUAUUCUCACUGCACUCGCAUUGAAGUAUACCUUUGUCAGAAGAUUCCCUAAAAUCGAGAGUUGCUUGAUUGUGUUGAUUGCAUAUGCCAGCUAUUUCUUCUCAAAUGGCUUGCACAUGUCCGGCAUUGUCACGCUUCUGUUCUGUGGAAUCACUCUUAAGCAUUAUGCUUACUAUAAUAUGUCUCGCCGAACUCAGCUCACUACCAAAUAUCUCUUCCAAGUCCUGGCUCAACUGUCAGAAAAUUUUAUCUUUAUCUACCUAGGACUUUCACUCUUCACGGAGAGCAAGUUGGAAUUCAAACCUCUGUUCAUCAUAGUCACGGUCAUCGGAAUCUGUGCCGCAAGAUGGACGGCUGUCUUCCCGCUUUCACGUGCUAUCAACUGGUUCAUUAGAUACCGCGCCAAGAGAAGAGGCAUGGAAGUAGCGGAUGAACUUCCUUACAACUAUCAAGCAAUGCUCUUCUGGGCCGGACUUCGAGGAGCUGUCGGUGUCGCUCUAGCAGCUGGAAUGACUGGAGCGAAUGCUUGGGCCCUGAAAGCCACCGUCUUGGUUGUGGUCGUGUUGACCGUGAUCAUUUUCGGUGGAACCACGGCGCGUAUGCUCGAAAUCCUAGGCAUCAGAAUCGGUGUUGUUGAAGAAAUAGACUCCGAUGACGAAUUCGACAUCGAAGCGGUCCCAGGAGCAUCAUAUUAUAAGAACAACGGUGGCGGAAUAGUAAACGUCCCUCGAAGAAGCAAUGGAUCUGUUCAACUAGAUGGAUUGAACGGCCAUGGCCGCGGCCCAGAACGAGGAACCUAUGUGAGCGGCAACUCAAGCCCAGCAAACCGACCCUCGAGCCUCGUCCGGAAAUCCUCCAAUGCCCGCCACGACUCGGAACAAGAGCUGCUCCACGCUGUACCGGGGGAAGAUUCCGAUUUCGACAGCGAUACGUCCGACCUCCCACCCGCAGCCAAGCGACCGGAACGAAACAACAACACUGCAGAUGGUGACCUAGGCUCAUCUCCCUACCCGACCAGUGGGACCGCUGAGAAUCACGGACCGAGUAUCACGGCUAGUGGUGCUAUUAGUAGUUUGUUGCAUGGUACUGCUGAAGAUCACGCGGCAUGGUUCAGACAGCUUGACGAGGGCUUUAUCAAACCCAAGUUAUUGCUUGAUGGAGGGAAGCACGGUGGUGCUGGGCCUAGUUAG